AAGAAGAAAGAAGGAGCAAAACCCAUCGUCGUCUCCUCAGAGAAAUUAUGGAGAUCGUAAUCGUAUGGACGAUGGUGGAGCUCCUACUAGCCUUCAUUCUCAUCGUAGCCCUAGCUUUCAUCUCUGUAGUCUUCUUCGAAGCUCAUCGCCGCCGUCACAACAACGCGCACGUCGAAGCUCCGGCGAUCUUCAAAGACCCCAAGUCGUUGAAACAGGUUGAAUGUCCCUCGAUUUACGAUCCUGCGGAGAAGUAUCUGUCUUUGAUUAUUCCUGCAUUCAAUGAAGAGCUCAGGCUUCCAUUGGCGCUUGAGGAGACAAUGAAUUAUCUACAACAACGUGCAGCCAAGGAUAAAUCAUUUUCCUAUGAGGUGCUUAUUGUUGAUGAUGGUAGUGUUGACGGGACUAAAAGAGUAGCAUUUGAAUUUGUAAAGAAAUACACUGUAGACAAUGUGAGGUUUAUUGCUCUUGGAAGAAAUCAUGGAAAGGGGGAAGCUAUUAGAAAAGGAAUACUUCAUUCAAGGGGUGAACUACUUCUAAUGCUGGAUGCAGAUGGAGCAACAAAGGUUAAUGAUGUAGAAAAACUUGAAAAACAGAUUCAUGCAGAAUUUAUGUGUGGGGACUCACCUGCUAGUAAUUCAAAUUCUAAAAUAUCUGAUAUCCCAAUUGCUGCAUUUGGUUCCCGUGCUCAUCUCGAGGAGAAGGCCUUGGCUUCAAGGAAGUGGUACCGCAAUUUCUUAAUGAAAGGUUUCCAUCUUGUGGUUCUUCUGGCUGCUGGUCCUGGAAUUCGUGAUACUCAGUGUGGUUUUAAGUUGUUCACUAGGUCUGCUGCAAGGAAACUUUUCACUAAUAUCCGUUUGAAGAGGUGGUGCUUUGAUGUAGAAUUGGUUUUCCUAUGCAAACGGUUUCAUAUUCCUGUGGGUGAGAUAUCUGUGAACUGGUCUGAAAUUCCUGGGUCAAAGGUGAACCCAUUAAGCAUCCCAAAUAUGCUUUGGGAGCUUGUGCUGAUGUCUGUUGGAUAUAGAAGUGGUAUGUGGAGAAUUUCCAGCUGAUUGCGUAAUUCAAGUCAAACUUGUUCAGAAGCAUUGCCAUCUUCCUGGCAUCUAUACGUCAGCAGUAGAAAUCAGAUAUCUCCUUUAAUACAGCCUCAUGGCCUCUGGUUCUUUUGCUCCCGAGGCUUUCACAGAGAUCAACUAUAGAGUUUUAUACUUUGAUUCGGGAUGCCAUUAUCUAACAGUGAGAUUUUAGUGAUGUAAAAUCAAUAUGGGGCUGCUGUUUUCUUCCUCUAA
This is a messenger RNA of Argentina anserina (silverweed cinquefoil), 1286 nucleotides long. RefSeq lists its product as uncharacterized. Gene Ontology annotation, cellular component: endoplasmic reticulum membrane. Bases 48 to 1049 code for a protein of 333 amino acids. The transcript has 10 exons. NCBI's taxonomy places the organism in Eukaryota, Viridiplantae, Streptophyta, Magnoliopsida, Rosales, Rosaceae. The record is from RefSeq and is a predicted model, not a curated record.